This is a messenger RNA of Malus domestica (apple), 2235 nucleotides long. Its product is annotated as EH domain-containing protein 1-like. Gene Ontology annotation, biological process: endosomal transport; endocytosis. NCBI's taxonomy places the organism in Eukaryota, Viridiplantae, Streptophyta, Magnoliopsida, Rosales, Rosaceae. Gene Ontology annotation, cellular component: plasma membrane; cytoplasm; intracellular membrane-bounded organelle. The record is from RefSeq and is a predicted model, not a curated record. Gene Ontology annotation, molecular function: GTP binding; calcium ion binding; protein binding.
UUAAAAGUGCAUUGUCAUUAUUAUUCCAAUUCCAAAUGCAUGUGAGCAAUUUUCAAGUUGCAUUAGGCUCGCUGCCGCAUCAGAUUCCACGGGCGAAUCAAACACACAAGUAUUUGCCUUUAAAAAAAAUUUCUUUGAUUUACGAGGGAUAAAGAUAAACCAGCGUAAUUUUCCCGAGAAUCUGAGAGUUUUCCCGGAAACCCAGCUGGAGAAAAGGCACGACUUCUGCAUGACGAUCAUCUACGGGUUGGUGCUGAUCGGCGUUGUUUUUGCGUAUACUAGAAGUGCGGGCAUCGUAUUGCUCCUCGCUCUUGUUGGAUAUAUCAGUCUCAAAGACUCCGAGAGGAAGAAGAACUCGUAUCCUGCUUUGAAUCUCGAAACGGUUCCGAUCAGUUCGUGCUCGAAAGAUCAUCAGAAAAUCUACCAGGAAUGGUUUCGAUUCGUUGAUUCAGACGCUGAUGGCCGCAUCACCGGGAGUGAUGCUAUAAAGUUCUUCGGCAUGGCCAAUCUGAAUCGGGAGGAGCUCAAGCAGCUAGUUUCUCAUGCACAAGCUGGACAUGAUAUUACACACGGUUUAUUGAAUAGCAACGUUGGCUUGGAAAGUCUGAAACUUCCUGUUAUGGAGGGUUUGGAUGCAUUAUUAUUAGCGAAUAAAAAGCAUUUGCCCAAGUCAAAUGAAAACAAAGUAAAUGGAACUGCUGUGGUGCAGCAAUCACCUUCAGCACUUUGGUUUUCUCCAGAAUCAUCAAAAAAGAUACCGCUUUCUUCUGUAACAUCAAUUAUUGAUGGGUUGAAGAGACUGUAUGUUCAGAAGCUGAAGCCAUUAGAAGUUACUUAUAAGUUCAACAAUUUUGUAUCCCCAUUAAUGACAAAUGGUGAUUUUGAUGCCAAACCCAUGGUUAUGCUUUUGGGUCAAUACUCCACUGGGAAAACAACAUUCAUUAAACAUUUGCUUAAAAGUAGUUAUCCAGGAGCUCACAUUGGUCCUGAGCCUACAACCGAUCGAUUUGUCGUUGUUAUGUCUGGGCCUGAUGAAAGAAGUAUUCCUGGGAAUACUAUUGCCGUCCAAGCUGAUAUGCCAUUUAGCGGUCUUACAACUUUUGGAACAGCUUUCUUGUCAAAGUUUGAGUGUGCUCAAAUGCCACAUUCUCUGCUAGAACACAUUACUAUUGUGGAUACUCCUGGAGUUUUAUCUGGAGAGAAGCAACGGACGCAAAGAGCCUAUGAUUUUAAUGGGGUAACUUCGUGGUUUGCUGCGAAGUGUGACCUCAUUCUACUUCUGUUUGAUCCUCACAAACUUGAUGUUAGUGAUGAGUACAAGCGUGUUAUUUCAUCUUUACAUGGCCAUGACGAUAAAAUUCGUGUUGUUCUGAACAAGGCAGAUCAAAGUGAUACUCAACAAUUGAUGAGGGUUUAUGGAGCGUUGAUGUGGUCACUUGGGAGGGUUUUUAAUACUCCCGAGGUCAUGCGAGUUUAUAUCGGCUCAUUCAAUGACAAACCUGUAAAUGAGGCUGCUACGGGUCCAGUCGGGAAAGAACUCUUUGAAAAGGAACUGGGAGAUCUUCUGUCUGAUUUAAACGAUAUUCCAAAGAAGGCUUGUGAGCGCAAAAUCAACGAAUUUGUGAAGCGUGCCAGAGCUGCCAAGAUACAUGCAUGCAUAAUUAGCCAUUUAAAGGCGGAGAUGCCUGCCAUGUUUUGGAAAUCUACGGCUCAACAGAAGCUUAUUGAUAAUUUGGAAGACGAAUUUAAAAAGGUUCAGGGGGAGCACCAUCUACCUCCAGGGGAUUUCCCGGACGUAAACCGCUACAGGGACAUCUUGAGUGGUUACAGCAUUGACAACUUCGAGAAGUUAAAACCUAAGAUGAUAGAUGCCGUCGAUGAAAUGCUGGGUUAUGAUAUCCCGGAACUCUUGAAGAAAUUCAAAAAUCCAUACGACUAAUGGGGGCAAACAGUUCUGAGAAGUAUCAUGAACUAUGGUGGCUUUGAAAUGUAUAUGUUGAUGGAGCAUUGCUCUUCUUGAGCACUUGGUGUUUGUUGUAGCAUAUUAUGGUUUCAACUCGUAUUAUAGUUCCGGGAUUUAGAUAUUGUCAAUCGCUAUAGAAGGUUUCUCAGGCAGGCGCGGAGAGAUUUUUCAAAAUGCUAGGAACACGGGAUGGUAUACCACAUGUCUCGAUACAAGUGGUAAGAUUCUUGUGUUAAAAAAUUAAUAAUAUAAAAAAUAAAAUUUAUCAUCGC